Protomyces lactucae-debilis is the source of this 2544-nucleotide messenger RNA. Its product is annotated as SNF2 family N-terminal domain-containing protein. The record is from RefSeq and is a predicted model, not a curated record. NCBI's taxonomy places the organism in Eukaryota, Fungi, Ascomycota, Taphrinomycetes, Taphrinales, Protomycetaceae. The transcript is spliced from 2 exons. The coding region runs from base 1 to 2544 and encodes 847 amino acids. Gene Ontology annotation, molecular function: ATP-dependent chromatin remodeler activity; DNA binding; ATP binding. Gene Ontology annotation, cellular component: nucleus.
AUGGGUGCAGGGUAUGGGUACCCAUCGUGGCAAACGCAACAGCUACACUACCCGCAACAAGGUCAAGGGCGAUUGCAACGACCACCGAGUCAUAAGCAGCAGGAAGCCUAUCAGCCAGUCCAAUAUACACCGCCACAACUACGGAAAAGAACAGCCAAGGCAGCUCGAACAAUUGAUGUGUCUGAUGAGUCGGCGGAUGAAGACCACGUCGAAUUGGAGAGUGAACCGGACGAGGAGGAAGAUGCAGGUAGCGAGUCGGAUGAUGGCGUUGCAGGUAUGGAGUCGAGUUAUAUUCCCAUCGACAUGGAUCAAGUUGAGCUGGAAAACAAAGUCUUGGCAUACAUCAAUAAAGUGGAAACGGCAAAAGAGUUGGCAGACUUGGGCAGUUGUCCUGCUGUGUUUGCUGCAAAAGUCAUUGAAGCGCGGCCUUUCACAACACUGGAAGAGGUGCGUGGGCUGGAUAUCGACGCUGCUGCACCAACUGGCAAACGGACACGCGGUCAACGAAAGACUGCCGGUGCCAAGCUGGUGGAUGUCUCUGUCGAUACUUGGGAAGGUUACGAAGCUAUCGAUGAGCUUGUUCGUCGAUGUGUCUCAUAUGGCAGUAGCCUCAAAGAAGCAAUGGCGUCUUGGGGUAUUCAAGUCAAGGAUGGCGACAGUGCUGGAGCACUAGAGAUUGUCAAGAUGGAAGAUGUCCAAGUGGACGACAAAGCAGGCGAACUCCUCUACCUCAAAGACCAACCAAAAUUGCUCCCGGAAGAUGUGCGUCUCAAAGAUUACCAAUUACUCGGCGUCAACUGGCUACAUCUCAUGUACCAAAAAAAGCUAUCUGGCAUUCUCGCAGAUGAAAUGGGUUUGGGCAAGACGUGCCAAGUCAUCUCCUUUCUUGGCGUCUUGCUAGAACGCGAUAUUCAAGGUCCUCACCUGAUUGUCGUUCCUGCCUCGACCCUUGAAAACUGGCUUCGCGAAUUGACGCGCUUCUGUCCAGCACUCAAGGUCGAACCGUACUAUGGCAGUCAGCGAGAACGUGCAGAGUUCAGAGAUGCCUUUGAAACUAAGCCAACGGCAUACAAUGUCAUGGUGACGACCUAUCAACUCGCUGCAGGUGCCAAGGAAGAUCGCAACUUUCUUCGUCGGCAAAAGUUUGACGUAUGUGUCUAUGAUGAAGGUCACAACCUCAAGAACAGCGCAAGCGCUCGAUACACCUACCUCAUGUCUCUACCGGCGCGAUUCAGAUUGCUGCUGACUGGCACACCGCUGCAAAACAAUUUGAAGGAGCUCAUCUCACUCCUCGCGUUUGUCUUGCCAAUGGUCUUUCACGGUAAUUUGGAGAAGCUCAACAACAUCUUUAAGAUCAAGGCUUUCAGUAGUGAGUCGAAAGAGGUGGCACUUCUGUCGCAGCAGCGCAUUGAUCGAGCCAAACAAAUGAUGACGCCGUUUGUGUUGCGUCGAUACAAGAAUCAAGUCUUGGAUGAUAUGCCGGCUAAGCACUACAGAACCGACAUCAUUGAGCUGAAUGCCUUGCAGCGCGAGAUCUAUGAUGAUUUGGUGGCAGCGACACGUAAAGCGAUUGAAGCGAAAGCGCUUGAGGAAGGCAAAGAGGUGACGGAUGUUUUGAGCACAAAGAAUGACAAUAUCUUAAUGCAACUGCGCAAAGUCUCCAAUCACCCUAUGCUAUUCCGCAAGCGGUACGAUGAUGCAACUGUCAAUAAGCUGGCCAAGGCACUGCUCAAGGAGCAAUUUUUCAUUGAUCAGGGAUCCGAGUAUGAUCUCUUGGUGGAGGACAUGCAGGUCAUGUCUGAUUUCGAACUCAAUCGGUUAUGCAAGCAGUAUCCUAAAACACAGCGUUUUGCACUCACGGGUGAUCCGUGGAUGGAAGCAUGCAAAGUUGCGCAUCUCCAGCGCUUGAUUCCUGAAAUGCGUGAACGAGGCGAUCGAAUCCUGCUCUUUUCGCAAUUCACACAGACGCUGGAUAUCCUCGAAGAUGUGCUGAACACUAUGAAUGUGUCCUUCUUUCGGCUGGACGGAUCGACAGAUGUUGCGAAAAGACAGGACAUGAUUGAUCAAUUCCACGAGGAAGAAGAUGUCACGGUAUUUUUGCUUUCGACCAAAGCUGGUGGUUUUGGAAUCAAUCUGGCUUGUGCCAAUGUGGUCAUCAUCUAUGAUUCGUCGUACAAUCCACACGACGAUAAGCAAGCUGAGGAUCGUGCUCAUCGUGUCGGACAAAAACGCGAGGUGCAGAUUAUUCGGCUCGUGUGCAAGCAGACGAUUGAGGAGGAUAUUCAAGCGCUCGCUCAGACAAAGUUGAUGCUGGACAUGAACGUGUCUGGGGCUGGUGCUGGCGAUGCGGAAAAGACGGAAGCACAGCUCGCACAGAAACUGCUCUCUGGACUCGUGAAGACGGACAGGGAUACACCUGCUGCAGACUCGUCGAGCGUAAGUGUUGCGCCGUCGAGCACAAAGGACAUCAAGGCCGAGGAGUCGAGGCCUGCGAGUGUGAAGAGUGAGCAUGAUUCUCCUUUGUCUUCUGCAGGCAGUGCUUAG